This is a messenger RNA of Sphaerulina musiva SO2202, 827 nucleotides long. RefSeq lists its product as uncharacterized. The record is from RefSeq and is a predicted model, not a curated record. The transcript has a single exon. Lineage: Eukaryota; Fungi; Ascomycota; Dothideomycetes; Mycosphaerellales; Mycosphaerellaceae. Gene Ontology annotation, cellular component: membrane. The annotation marks the transcript as partial.
CACUGGCAACCAGUCUAUUCGAGGCCAUGACACCGAUAGGAGCAGGUUCGGCUUGCCUCAUCUCAGGACUCUUGGUACAGCUCACAGAAUGGAAGUGGAGUUUCGUGGUGCCGGCAUGCUAUGGUUCUGUAAUCUUCAGUCUGGUAUGGUUCGUGGUGCCUCGGGAUAGGGCAUCUGACCAUCGAGAAAGUAUCGACUGGAUCGGAGGAUAUCUGGGCGUGGCAGGCUUAGUGGUGUUCAAUUUCGUGUGGAACCAAGCUCCGGUGGUUGGCUGGUCAACGCCAUACAUCUACAUCCUGCUCAUGGCCGCAAUAGGUCACCUCAUAUCCUUUGGUUUCUGGGAGGCGAAAAUCGCCAAGAAGCCGCUCCUGCCCGCCGGAGUAUGGAAGACACGGCAUUUCCCCAGGACACUUUGGAUCGCUUCAUGCUCGUUCAUGGCUGUGGGGAUAUUUCUCUGGUACUUCAGCCUAUUCGCUCUCCAGAUUAGACAACAGACCUUCAUUGCGAAUGGUGCCAACUUCCAGCCCAUGACCGUCUUGGCAGCCGCAGUCGUCGUAGCAGCAAUGCCAUGGACGCUUCGCAUACCGGCGAAAUAUGUCUUCGCGGGUGCCAAUGUGGCGUUGGUCAUUGGCAUUGCCCUUCUGGCCACUGCGCCCAGGGACUUGACAUAUUGGGCGUUGUUGUUUCCGGCCAUGUGCUUUGCGUCCAUCUCGGUGGCAUUCGCGCUGCCGGCUGGCCAGAUGUUGGUUCGAGACAGCAGCAAGGAGGAGGGGGAGGAGGAGGAGCAAUCGAUUGCGGGCGGGCUGAUCCGCACAAUGGUUGGUUAU